AUGUCACUGAAUGGGUUGGACCAUGCGACGAUCCGCGAGGCGCACGAGGCCGCUGCCGCCGAGCCUGGAGGAUGGUUCCUCCUCAAAUAUGCAAGUCGCGACGAGAUCGAUGUCUAUACCCGGGGAAGUGGUGGCAUUGUUGAGAUUCGUAAUGCCAUUGCGAAGUACGAGGAGCAGUCGCCGCUGUAUGGCUUUCUCAAAUACAGGCGGAGGAAUGUCAUCUUGAAGUACCAGCCCGAAUCCUGCUCCAGGCUUGUCCAAGCCCGUGCAGCAGUCCACUUCAAUGCCGUGUGUGACAGGUUCUCACCGUACGACACGACGUUUGAGAUGGCAGAGGCCAAGGAUCUCAAGGACACAAAGCUCUCGGCCGCUUGCUCCCUCCAUACCCAGUCGGGCUCAACUUCGUCGUCAACAAGCUCACUACGUCGCCGGAGGUUAAUGGAGAUCACGGAAGAAGAGGAGGAAGAAAGAGAACGGAAAAGACAGUCAGUAGAUACGGGGAUGGGGGACAAUGGCGCUCCUUUAUCAACAACUGAACCUCCGGUGAUUUUGGAUUCGCAACAAAUCCAUGCACCCCAAGAAACGAAUUUUGCCUCGACUACUGAACCACCCACAUUCAGUGGCGGGUCACGUCCGACCUCACCUACAAAAUCAGAUUGUGACUACGGCGACCGCUUAUCCUCGCAGUCAGCCCGUCCUAACUUGUAUAGCUACUCUAGCUACACGUACGGUAAGCCCAAAGUGAGACUCGCCCCUCGACCAUCUCUGGAUAUCAACAAGAGGCCGCACACAGCGGGCAACUUUAGGCCCGUUGCCACUGUCCCGGCGGGAUUCAAAAUUUCUUCAAAGGGUUCAAAGAAAGGCAAGACGGACGACCAGACACCUGAUGAAGAUUUGGAAAGCUCCAAGCAUGCGACGAAGGCUUCGCAGGCAAUUCCCGAACCGCACCAAGACUCAUUACUACCACCACGACCUGCCACAAGCUCUGGAGCUUCCAUGAAGUCGGUUUCAUCGAUUACGUUAUCGACGAUCAAGGAGAAUAAGAUGACACCCGAGAAGGCGCGUCUGAUGAAGGCGAUGAAGUUGAGGCAGCAAAAGCAAAAGAUGAACGUCAUAUCUGACGAGACAGUACCGGCCAACGAUGCGCCGAGGCCAGAUGAAGAUCUGGACGCAGCUACGGCAGAACAAGAGGAGGCAGAAGACAAGCCAGCGGACACGUUGAGGUCACAAGUGGACGAUGCUGGGACGGUUUCAAAUGCGGAUUCUGGUAUCGCUAUUGACUUUCCCACACCCAUGACCGUUGAUGCCGAAGCGCACACAGAAGACACAUGUACGGAUUCGCGCCCAGCAUCUCCCACAGCCGCUUCGUCCGAGAUUGGUGAUUCCACGAAAGCAUCGUCAUUAUCCGAGUCCACCGAUGAGACCAUUCAGCAUGCCGGUAAGGAAUCUGAUGGGGAGGAAGAGGACAUCGACAAUGAUGCGCCAGAUGUCCCAGAGACCCUUCGCAUGGUCGUUGAAGAGGCGGUGACGAGUGAUGAUCAUGUGGAAACUACCCCACCGGUCCCCAUUCCAGAGCCCGUUGAAGAACCUAAGAUUCAAACAAUCGAGGGGUCCGAUAUCCUAGUGCAAGAAGAUGCGCCGGUCGCUCAGGAAUCUCUGGAAAUUCUAGAGACAAAAAAACCGACCACAACAUCCAAUUCUCAUGCUGUCCUCGAGUCCACGGAGGAGAGUAGGGAAGCGAAUACGGAUGCGGCGCGGGAAGAGACGACACGGGAAAUGAAAUUAGAUGUUCCUACGCAGGGAACUGAACUGCCUCCCAAGGAAGAGGCCGCUUCAGCACCAUCUCCUUACGACAACGAGCCAGUAAAAGUAGAGCAAGGAGCGGGUGUACCUGUCGCGAACUCCGAGGUCUCACCGCACCCGGCACCAAUACCGGAAAAGUCCUCGACGCGAAAGAUUCUUGAACCUAUUAAGACCGACUUGGCCAAGAACACACCUUUCUCCGAAGUCUCGGACCCGCUGCUCGAUGACGAUGCACUCCUCGAUGAGUUACAAGCCGCACGAGUCGAAGAAGCAGUCAUGGUUUCCUCCAAGUCGCCCACCAAAUCCUCGUUCCCGCCCUUGAGCCCCAUGACGUCGCAGAGUGGGACAAAGACGCCGCCGCUGCCACGAUCAGUUUCCAACCCCAUGCGUGGCCCGCUCCUGGCCCCGGCUGACAUCAAAUCCAGCUCAGCAAGGAGUGUCUCGGCAGGAGGCGCCGCUUUCCUACACAACGUGACUCGGCAGUCGUCCAAUGCCGGACUGCAGGCCAAGAAGAACAAUCUGGGCUCUAGCAUCUCCCAGCGCAUCAAGGCGUUGGAGCAGCUUUCUGGGAAGCCUAAAAACGCCGAGGAACCGCGGCCGAGAUCAGCAACACCGUCUUCGACUUUUUUCACCGUUCGUAAGCAGAGCGUGCGAGAUGGGUCCAAGUCGCCCUCGAUUGUGGACCGUGCAAAUUCUAUGACGGGCUCUAUGACUGGAACCAUGGCUGGCAGGGCUCCAACCCCGGAUCAAUCUAGAGAAGCUUCUCUGGAUAACCCCAAUGCCUCCGACAGUCGGAGGAGGUCCGGCUCAGUGGCAAGCAGACUUUCCAUGUUCGAAGUCCCGGCGGUCAACGGCCCCGGGGGUCGACCAGAAUCCAUUCAAGUCAUAGCUCGGAUCGUGAGGGACCCGAAUCAGUCUUUCCCUUGGAAACCCGAGGUUCGCAAAGAGCCCGCUGACUUCGCCACGGCUGAGCUGAAGCAAUCGCCCUUGGUCAUUGAUCAUCAGAGGGCUGAGCAUGUUCCGCCAAGUACACCUAUUCCCGAGCCGCAGCUCCCGAUCGUCGAGGCACCCAAGGAAACCAUCCAGGAGAGGCGCUUGUCCAAGGAUAGGAAGUCCUUGUCGGAGGACUGUGCCGAUGGGAAGAAGAGACGACCUUCAUUGAGUAUUGUUAAGGACUUUAUUAAGGAUCGCCGUGUUUCCCUGUCUACCAAAACUCUCUCGACCGACAAUCUAGGGGCUGUUUCUCCAGCACCGACCGUGGCCAAAUCCCCUUCAAGGCCACCAUCAGCCCACCAUCCUAGUGGGACAAGCAUUGCGCGUCGUCUUUCCAUCUCUAGCCGACGCUCAUCCUUUAACAAGGAACGUGAUGGUCCCACUCUCAUGUCUCCCUCGGCCUUGAACGAUGCCGGCUCUGGCGAUGAUGACAAGUCGAGCCUAAAUAAAACCAAGGGUCGAGCCUCGCGCUUCAUGCGCCGCCUGUCCAACUCUUUCGUUGGUGCUAGCCGUAAGAACACUACCCCGAGCAUCUCACCGACGGUUGCUGAGGAAGAAGCCGACUCCGCCCCUGCCGCAGCCGCGGCCUCAAAAGUUGUAUCCAGUCCAGACUCGUCUGCGUCUAACGUCUCGGCGUAUUUAGGCGAAGUGAACGUGCAAUUCCCGGAAAACCUGCUCUGGAAGCGUCGGAGUAUGUGCCUGGACUCGCAGGGCUUCCUGAUCCUCAGCGCUGUGCAAGGAGGGCCCUCAUACGGGAAGGAAAAGACCGGUGUGAAGCGCUACCAUCUCAGCGACUUCCAAAAGCCAUACGUACCCGAUGUUGAGUUGCAGGAACUACCCAAUAGUGUUGUUCUAGACUUCGUCGAAGGUUCUGGACUGCAAAUUGCUUGCGAGGAUAGACAAGGGCAGCUUCAUUUGCUGCACAUCCUCGAAGAUGCGCAUCGGAGCCACUCGUCAUUCGGGCAAUAA
Pseudomassariella vexata is the source of this 3765-nucleotide messenger RNA. RefSeq lists its product as uncharacterized. The record is from RefSeq and is a predicted model, not a curated record. Bases 1 to 3765 code for a protein of 1254 amino acids. NCBI's taxonomy places the organism in Eukaryota, Fungi, Ascomycota, Sordariomycetes, Amphisphaeriales, Pseudomassariaceae. The transcript is spliced from 5 exons.